AAAAGCCAAUUAACCAAAAGUUGUGAAAACAAGACUUAAGUGGAAGACUGAUAAAUCAAAAUGAGUAUUAUAAAAGUGAAUACAACGCGUUAGGUUUGUACAAUACACAUUUUUCUGAUCAUUCUCAUAUUUGAUUAAUUGCUUCAAAGCUUUGCCCACUUUCUUCUUCCUCACUUGAUUCCUUAAGAGUAGAGGGAAACUUGUUUAUGCUUUAAAUUUGGUGAGACAGGCAAAAGAACGAGCAAUAAUCCACAAGGAGGAUUAUCAUCUUGGUCGAAAAUAUUUCGUUGAUCCAGUUUAUCCAGAGAAUAUUUCUCGAUCAGGAAUUCCUCUGGAAUUUUGACAACAGAGAUGGAGGGUGAUACUCCUCAUGCUCAAAACAAUGACCCUGAGCACGACAAUCCAUUGAUGAAUGUGAACAAUCCAUCAAGCAACUUGACUUCUAAGAAAGAUGCACAAUGUUUGUCGGUUUUAUGCAACGGGAAAUGGUUACACAUUGUUAGAAGCAGUCCCAAAGUAUCAUGUGAGGUCUCUACUUGUACAAGUCAUUUUUCGAGCAAAGUAGGAGAAGACUAUGAUGCGGCUGAAUCCGAAAAGAUGCAUAACAAGGUAAUCUCUUUAUCGAGUAAAACCUUGUCGUCAGACUACUCUCAGGGCAUCCUUCAAUUCACUAUAAGAGCCAAUGGAACGCCUCAUUUUGUUUUCAAAUUGGAGAAUCAAAAAGAUGUAUAUGUGGCAAGCUUAAGCAGCAAUGUCCAAGACCAAAACUCGUAUAUGAUCCAUUUGCAAAGAGGAGAAUCAUUGUCAUCAUCAUCAUAUCCAGUUGGUAGAAUAAAUAUAUCGACUUUGUUCUCAGAGAAAAUCUUAGAGAGACAGUUUGUUUUGUUCAGUAGCAAUGGCGAGCAUCUCAAGAUACCGCGUAGUAUGAAAAACAGAGGAUUGUCUAAAAAUGUAGUCCAUGAGAUCAAGAACGAUAAAAGAAUCUCAAGAUUGAGCAGAACAAGCUUCAUACCUGGUUUAGGUUCUUGGGAUCAGCAAUUCCAAGAACCAAACUAUGACCUUGAGAAGGUGAAUCUGCUAGAAAACAACCUUCCAACAAAUCUUGAAACAUUAGCUGUUGUUGUGAAACAAGAGACUCUUGAGGAAGAAAUUGGAGGUUGGGGAUUAAAGUUCUUGAAGAGAUCGCCCAUGGUCCAAAGAACUAAUGAUGCUACUGAGACUGAAACUACAACAUCUUCGAUGAUAAGUAUGAAUGUUGUGAUUUCUUCAGGGGUUCAUGGAGGGCCUGAAGAUGGACCUUUGAGUUUGAUAGAGAGAUGGAAAUCUCAAGGAAAGUGUGACUGUGGAGGAUGGGACUUGGGUUGUUCCCUAACGCUUCUUAAAGGCCAACCACAGAAAGACCAGUUCGAGCUACUCAAAGAGGGUUCAAAGCAUGAAACGAGUGGAUUAAAGAUUGUGAAUGUUAGUGGAGGAGUCUACUUAGUUCAAUUCGAAGGAAAGUUGACUAGUCUGCAAUCAUUUGCAAUUGCUUUGGCAUUCAUACAUAGCCAGAAGCGCUUAGACCGUUGCAUCUUACAUAUUUGAACUACUAGUUAAGCUUUUUCCUUAUGUUAAUAAUAACAGAACUGGAAAGAAAUUGUAAGAAUGUCUAAAUAGCCAAAAGAUUUGAAUGUCGGAUACAUAUUGUCAGAGAACAAACGAGAAUUUUGGUAGCAAAGAUAUUUUUAACAGAUAAAUAUUGUUAACUCUAUGUAUUAUAAACUCAUCAGAUUCUCUCACAGAAACAAAGCCAUGGAAAGAAAAAGGAAAUCUUUUUAUGACCGUUAGUUAAUUUCCUUUUUUUCUUUUGAGAACCUCUUUGCUUAUAAAUAGAUAAAUACUCUCUCACACAGACUCAACGCUUGUUAUCUAAUUAUUCCUUGAGAGACAAAUCAAAACUCUCUUCUUCGUCUUCUUCUUCUUCUCGAGCCAAUUAUACAGAGACUCUCUGUGAAUUUCGAUGAUCCAAGUAGACAUUGAAGAAGUAAAAGCCGAUGAUGAUGAUCUCUGCAACAUCCGUAAUUGAUCGGAGCGGAAAUAAUAUAAUCGUUUCGUGAUUGAAUGAUGAUCUCCAUCAAAUCUCCGUCAAAAUCAAGAUCGAUUUCAAUUGGCCCUAAAUUCACCAGAUAAUGACCUAGCCACCGAGAUGCUUUCACCGGAGAGUACAUACAUGGAAAAAGAGGAUAGUCGUCGUUUAUCUUGAGAAUUCAAGAUAUGUCAAGUUUCGGAACAAUCACAAGUCGCCUAGUGCGUAUAUCACAACCUACAGGUCCGUAAGUUCAACAUGUUUUCACAUAGUGUAAAUGUUAACCUUCUUAAAGGCGAACCACGGGAAGACCAGUUCAACUACUCAUAGAGCUCGAUUCAUUUCUUAACCUUAAAGCUCGAGUGAGAUAAGAGAUCCUCUAACACAUCAACCUUUUCGUGCUGUUACAAGGUUCAACGUGGGUUUAAAGAUUGUGAAUGGUCGUAAAGGACUCUACUUAGUUCAAUUCAAGCAAUGUUGAAUGUUUUGCAAUCAUUUUCAAUUGCUCAGGUA
Arabidopsis lyrata subsp. lyrata is the source of this 2578-nucleotide messenger RNA. RefSeq lists its product as uncharacterized. The coding region runs from base 352 to 1584 and encodes 410 amino acids. The transcript is spliced from 4 exons. Lineage: Eukaryota; Viridiplantae; Streptophyta; Magnoliopsida; Brassicales; Brassicaceae. The record is from RefSeq and is a predicted model, not a curated record.